UCCCACACUUUUCCAUUUAUUAUCAUUUCUUUCUCUGUCUCUAUAUAUACUCUUUCCAAUCUACCGUCCGUUCCUCUUUUCAUUGCCCCCAUAACAAGUACAGUAUUUUCCAGAGAAGAAGAAGAAGAAACGAAAGAAGCCCAAUCGGAUUCAGAAGGCGAUCAUCGGUUUCGGGAAGGAGAGAUUCAGCAAUGGCUGCGUCUCUCAGAGAUCUGUGAUCUUUCCUUCCCGGACGCCCAUGUUUAAGGUGGGAUCGCUGCUACGUUUGGGAUCUAUAAUUGUUUGGAUUGCUCAUUUAGUCGCAUGCAUGGGUGGUUGUCUGGGAAGCCUUUGUAAACCGGAACUGAUUAACUCAAACGAGCCACCAAAAGGACCAAAGCUUCAAGGUCGAAGAGUAUCAAAACCGAGCAUAUCAGAGGAUUUCUGGACUACCAGCGCAUGUGAUAUGGACAACAGUGCAGUGCUGUCACGAGGAAGCAUCUCCUCAAUAAGCACAUCAACCCUGCCGAUUGAUCCCCAUGGAACUAGCAGUGGAAACACCCCUUCUGAAUUUGUAAAUCAUGGCCUUCUUCUUUGGAACCAGACUAGGCAACAGUGGAUUGGAACUAAAAAGCCUAAUAUUCAUACGCAACAGCUUCGUGAACCGAAAAUAAGUUGGAAUGCAACCUACGAAAGCUUGCUCGGAAGCAACAAGCCCUUCUCCCAGCCGAUACCUCUUUCUGAAAUGAUAGAUUUUCUUACCGACAUCUGGGAGCAGGAAGGGUUGUAUGAUUGAAAAAGCACAAGCAGGACAAUGUUUCGUAAGAUACUUGACCUACAAACGCUGUUGACGAAUUUAAAUUGUAAUGCAAACCAAAAGUUACGGAAACCCCACAAAAGCAUGUAUAUUAACUGUAGCAUUAUCAUAGCAUGCCCGGACGAAUAUUUCCCUCGCAUGAUUUUGGUAUGUAGAAUUACAUUUAUAGUAAGUGUACUAAUAUAGCAUAAUUAAAAGCGGCUGCGUCAGCUAUUCUUGGCAGCAGAGUUUACUUUAAA
Molecule: messenger RNA, 1035 nt
Organism: Rhododendron vialii
Lineage: Eukaryota; Viridiplantae; Streptophyta; Magnoliopsida; Ericales; Ericaceae
Exons: 6
Coding region: 239-775 (178 amino acids)
Source: RefSeq, a predicted model, not a curated record